Molecule: messenger RNA, 2581 nt
Organism: Spinacia oleracea (spinach)
Lineage: Eukaryota; Viridiplantae; Streptophyta; Magnoliopsida; Caryophyllales; Amaranthaceae
Product: receptor-like serine/threonine-protein kinase At2g45590
Exons: 1
Coding region: 304-2409 (701 amino acids)
Biological process (GO): protein phosphorylation
Molecular function (GO): ATP binding; protein kinase activity
Source: RefSeq, a predicted model, not a curated record
UCACUGGCCCACUUUUCCAAAACAAUUAAAAUAAAUCACCUAAAAAAAAUAAAAAUAAAUCAAAACCUAACUAAAAAAAACAAGUCAAAACCUUCCAAAAUGACAUUAAAUACUCCCACCACCUUUCUCCCGCAAAAUAAUAAAUUAGAAUCCAAUGCCAAACACACCGUAAUAACUUCCGCAGUUAUCAUUUUCUCUCUCCUCUUUUCAACAAAAUAUUUUCACUCCUCAGUCCAAACCUCCGAUGACUUUUUUCUGAUAUUAUUUAUUCUUUAGCCCCUCAACUUUGUUUUAUUUAUAACCAUGCCCUCCCGGCAACUUUCGCCGCCAUUACCGCCGCACCAGGCUAUCUCUCCUCACCUUAUCCCUGUUCUUGCCGUCGCCGGGGCCGGAGUUUUUUCUCUCAUCAUUGUUUUUUUCGUUCUUUAUCGGAAGCUUAAGCUUAGUCGCCGUACCGCACCUGUUGAUGAGGAUAGAGAAGCUCAUCGCCGUCGAGAAAGUUUGCCGGAGCUCCGGCGUUUUUCGUUCUCUCUGCUCCGUAAAUCCACCGCUUCUUUUUCUAUGUCUCAACGCCUCGGGCAAGGCGGGUUUGGUUCUGUCUACCGCGCCACCCUUCCUUCUACGGGAGAGAAUGUCGCUGUGAAGGUUAUGGAAACUUCUGGAACUAUUCAAGGCGAACGUGAGUUUCACAACGAACUUUCGCUUGCUAAUCGCGUUAUCUGCACUGUUGGAUCGCCGUACCUUGUUUCAGUCCUUGGUUACUCGUGCGGCGGAGGAAGGCGAAGCCGGAGCGGCGGCGGAGGUGGUGGAGGAGGAGAGAGAAAGCUUCUGGUUUACGAAUUAAUGGUGAAUGGAAGCUUGCAGGAGAAGCUAUUGGACAGUAAAUGUGUGGAGCUUUCGGUUUGGGAGAAGCGGUAUAAGGUAAUACUAGAUGUAGCUAGGGCACUGUAUUAUUUGCAUUAUGAUUGUGGACCAACUCCCGUUGUUCAUGGUGAUGUGAAACCUAGCAAUGUGUUGCUUGAUGAGGAAUUUAAUGCCAAACUGGGGGAUUUUGGGUUGGCUACGAUUUUGGAUGGAAUUGAGAAGGAGAGAGAUGAUGAAUUUAGGGUUUUGGUUCAGAUAGAUGAUGAUGAUGGUGAUUGUGAGGGUAAUGAUGAUAAUAAGGUGAAAUUGGAGGAAGAUAUUGGGUCAAUUGUCGAGGAGGAGGUGGAGACUGAGAGUGUGGUUACGACGGUGGAGCAGUCACCGACGACGGUGGGGAGUAAUUUGAUGACUUCGCCAUCGGAUGGGUUCGAGAGGGCGAGUAGUUUGCCGGAGAGUUGGGUGGAUAAGAUGAGUGUUGAGAGUGGGAAGAUAGGAGGGAAGAAGAAGAAUGGGGGUUCAGGAAGGGAUUAUUGGUGGUGGAAGCAGGAUAACGGUGGUGGUAAUGGGGGUGUUGGUGGGUCAGAAUCAGGGAGAGUGAAGGAUUAUGUGAUGGAGUGGAUUGGGAGUGAGAUAAAGAAGGAAAGGCCUAAAAGUUCUGAUUUGAUUGGAGGAGAGAGAACUGCUUCUGGUUUGACUUGUAAUGACGGUGGUGGUGAUAAAAUUGAGGGGAAGAAGGUAAAGAAGAAGAGGAUGGAUUGGUGGCGGGUUUCAAUGGAUGAGGAUAAGUUUAGGAGGAAGAGAGAAAAGAAUAGGAGGCCAAGGGAGUGGUGGAAGGAGGAGUUCUGUGAGGAGCUGACUAAGAAAAGUAAAUGCAAUAUCAAGAAGAAGAAGACAGGGGUGAAAUCGAGUGGCGGAGGUGAAUUGUGGUGGCAAAGGGAUGAAGAUUUUGUUGCCCCUGAGAGGAAGAAGAGAACGAAAAGUAGGGGUAGUUUAGGAAGCAUUGAUUGGUGGUUAGAUGGUUUAAGCGGUGAGCUUCGGGGUGGCCGGAGACAUAGUCAAGAUUGGGCGAGUGGGGAAAUACCCAAAAGUGGUGGGAUUAGUAGCACACCUAGUAUGAGAGGGACUGUAUGUUACAUUGCUCCUGAGUAUGGUGGUGGUGGUCAGAUAUCAGAAAAAUGUGAUGUAUAUAGUUUUGGUGUUUUGGUAUUGGUCAUCAUUUCAGGCCGUCGUCCAUUGCAAGUAUUGGCUUCUCCAAUGUCAGAAUUCGAGAGGGCGAAUUUGGUUUCCUGGGCAAGGCAGUUGGCUUACAAUGGCAAACUCUUGGACCUUGUAGACUCCUCAAUUCAGUCAUUGGAUAAAGAUCAAACUAUGCUAUGCAUCACAAUUGCACUCCUCUGUUUACAAAGAUCACCUUGUAAGCGGCCUAGCAUGAAAGACAUUGUAGAAAUGUUGACCGGGGAAGCCGAGCCACCCCAUUUGCCAUUCGAGUUCUCUCCAUCACCGCCUUCGAAUUUCCCCUUCAAGUCAAGGAAGAAGGCCCGGUGAGUUUUCACAUGUUUUUAGUAGUAGUAGUACUGUUUGAUUUUAAUCUAAUGUCUAGUAUCAUUUAGUUGACAAUAGAACAAACUGUUGCCUGUGUAUGACAUUUUUCGAUGUAGUCAUCUUCUGUAGAUAAUAAUGAAAGGAAAUUGAAUAAAGGGUGGAAAAUCUUCCUUAA